This is a messenger RNA of Larimichthys crocea (large yellow croaker), 2504 nucleotides long. It is a transcript of the gene paqr6, whose product is annotated as progestin and adipoQ receptor family member VI. NCBI's taxonomy places the organism in Eukaryota, Metazoa, Chordata, Actinopteri, Sciaenidae. Gene Ontology annotation, molecular function: signaling receptor activity. The transcript has 8 exons. The record is from RefSeq and is a predicted model, not a curated record. The coding region runs from base 625 to 1644 and encodes 339 amino acids. Gene Ontology annotation, cellular component: membrane.
GCGCAAAAUCCUUUUUGGAAAUGGACAUGCAUUUGCUAGUUAUGUAAAUGAUGCUGGAGCUCUUGUCCUCUUGUGUCUCCUGAUCGUGAAAAACGAGUUCCUGUCUUUGCCCACAUCCAAUGGAAAAACAGUCUCUGCCCUGAGGGUGGGAUUUCCACAUUAGUGGAUGCUGUAGUGUGUUUUUAUUCGGUUUGCUACAGGAAUGCGCAGCGGAAGAGACGGGGACUGUUUGGUACAAUAGGGACGGGUCCCUGUUGAGGAGGAGGAGGAGGAGGAGGGUGGGGAGGGGGUACAAUGAUGGAUUCAUAAGUUUUCUAUUCCCAGAAAAGCAUUUCUUCACUCACCCUCCGGAAUCCCUUCAUCAGAGCCUACAAUGAUCCCAUCGGACACAUCGAGCUGAAAGUGUUUCCAGUGUGGCGGGGGAUCGGAGCCAAUAGUGGUGUUGGAGGCGGGUGGAGCCAGGGCUGGGGACGUUGCUUGCGAUGGGAGCCAGACAGUCCAGGACAAAGGGCCCGGAUCCCGGUGUUUGACUACCCGGUCUGGUUAGUCCUCUGUCGUGGGGGACGAGCCAGGCUCAUUGAGGUUUGUCAGAGAGGGAGGGGUGCCAUCAGACUGCCCACAGACAUGCUCAGCAUCAAGCUUCCCCAGCUCUUCGACAUCCACCAGGUCCCCAAGGUGUUCAGGGAGGACAGCAUCAUCUCUGGAUACCGUCAUCCGCGGAGCUCAGCGCUGGACUGCGUCCUCAGCAGCUUCCAGAUGAACAACGAGACGAUUAACAUCUGGACCCACUUCCUGCCGACAUGGUACUUCCUGUGGCGUUUCUGUGUCCUCUGCUCCACCCUGAACUUCCUGACCGACAGCUACACCUGGCCCCUUCUGGUGUACAUGCUGCUCAUCUGCAUUUACCCCUUCACCUCCAGCUGUGCGCACACCUUCAGCACCAUGUCCCCAGAGUCCCGCCACAUCUGCUACUUCUUUGACUACGGAGCGCUCAGCCUCUACAGUCUGGGUUGUGCCAUAAGCUACGGCUACUAUGUCAUACCAGACAGCUGGGUGAACAGCUGGCUCCAUCAGCAUUUCGUCCCCAUCGCCAUCGGAAACACACUGUUCUGCACCAGUCUGUCCUGCUAUUCCAGGUUCCUGGAGCUGCAGUUCCCACAGAGGAGUAAAGCUUUAAGGACAGGAGCGUUUGUCCUUCCCUUUAUAUUUGACACUGUUCCUCUGUUUUACAGGAUCCUUCUGUGCUGCGGGGGAAGCUGCAGCUCGAGCGACGCCUUGUCCAGUCACUGUUACCACCUCCUCUUUGCCUUCCUCACCUGUUUCCUGUUUACCGCCCACCUCCCGGAGAGGUUGGCCCCAGGGCGCUUCGACUACUUUGGUCACAGCCACCAGCUCUUCCACGUCAGCGCCGUGGUGGGGACCCACUUCCAGAUGGAGGGCGUGAUAGCGGACAUGACGUCACGGAAGUCGUUGCUCUUGGCCCACGGAGCGAUGCCCUCCUUCCUGGGGACCAUCGGGGUGUUGGUCGCCAGCCUCGCCCUCAACCUGGGUAUCAUCGGCAUUUUCAGCGCCCCGCUGCUGUGGAAACCCUGCCACAGCUCCAACCAGCCGCACGCGCAAACGUGCGAGCGCAAGGAGCAGUGACGGGGGCCACAAAACGGCUCAUUGACUUUCCAGAGGAAAGGUUUGGGCUGUGCGAGAUGACUAUUAACAGUUCACAGUAAUACUUGUUUAACACCGAUAGUUUUAUCAUCCAGAGAUAAAGAGUUUCAUACAUCACGUUCAGUGCUGAAGCAUUUUUCUAACCUGCGUUUUUACACCUGAAGUAUUUGUCCAUGUGUUUACUCAGAAGCUGAGGACCCAGUCGCAUUUAUCGAAGCCUUUUUUUUUUUUGGUGUGUGUGUGUGUGUCUGUUUAAUUUAUUUUGAAGGUUGCUCAAUGUGCAUUUAAAAAAAAAAGAAAAAAAAAAGGCUCUGGGUUGAAGGAAGCACGCUGCUGUAACACAACACACAAGUGCCUUAUUAUAGAGCUAUACUACACUGAUGGAUGUUUACAGUAGAUCACUACGAGGACAAGCCUGAAUCUCAAACUGGAAAACAUUUAACGCGGCAGUUUGCAGGGAUCAUAUUGUGAAUUAACGAUGCUUCUUUGCGCGCGUUACAAGGCCAGAAUCUCCUUCACUUCACGUGAGGAGUCAUUGAAAAUCUUCUUUGUAACUGGACUGCUCUGGUUAGUAUGGUUGUUCUGCGUAUGAGGCGGUCUUUAGGGCAGACGGCACUCAUUCGACUCUACAUAAUAUAAUGCAGAUUGCGUUGCCAGCUCUUAUAUAUCCACCUAUUGAUUCCACUCUGCGCAGGCUGGCAUUGAUUUGCAGGCCAGUGUGGUUCUUUUUUUUUCUUUUUUUUUUUUCUGAUUGCCUCUCUUAUUAUGAACCCCACAAUCUGCCCUCAACAGGGGAAGAAGAGAAAAAAAAAAAAGUUACAGCACAGCGGCAGUGAUUAAAA